CGCUCGUCGCUCUCAACUCUCGAGCUUGUUUUCAUGGAUCCGGACGCCGCACAAACCGCCCGAGAAUCUCUAGAUCUGGCAUUUCACAUGUCAAAUAUUCUCGACACGGGACUUGAUCGGCAUACUCUCUCGGUCCUCAUUGCCCUCUGUGACUUGGGUCUGAACCCUGAGGCUUUGGCUGCUGUUGUCAAGGAACUCCAAAGGGAACCUACACCCCAGGCUCCGAUGCCAUCUUCUUCGUCACCGAUACUUUAACCAGGUUUCCCAUUUUGCUGUUUUCCAGUAAACUUAGGAGUAAUGCACAAGAAGUUCGAGUUUGAUUUGUUUCGACUUAUGUCUUGUAAUAGAUACUUGGGUUUCUUAAUUUCGAACACGAUUGUGCUUGGUAUUCACCUGAAUGUGUAUUCAUUUUAAGGCUCCAA
Hibiscus syriacus is the source of this 422-nucleotide messenger RNA. RefSeq names its product mitotic-spindle organizing protein 1A-like. Gene Ontology annotation, biological process: mitotic spindle assembly; microtubule nucleation by interphase microtubule organizing center; gamma-tubulin complex localization. NCBI's taxonomy places the organism in Eukaryota, Viridiplantae, Streptophyta, Magnoliopsida, Malvales, Malvaceae. The record is from RefSeq and is a predicted model, not a curated record. The transcript is spliced from 2 exons. Bases 34 to 255 code for a protein of 73 amino acids. Gene Ontology annotation, cellular component: spindle; centrosome; gamma-tubulin ring complex.